CUGUCUCUGCACUUCCUUUCUUAAAUUGCAUUCGCAUACAUUUUAUUGGAAAAGGCAAAAAGAAGAGAAAGACGGAGAGGGAUCGGACUUUGUCGGCAUCUUUCUUCUCCGAUUUUGGUGGCUGAUCUUUUCCAUUCUCUUCCGGCAUCCGGAGUCCAUCAGCGAACGGAAGCCAGAGUCUGUGACUGUGAGCUAUUAGUGUACCGGACAAGGAGUGAUCGAUGGGUUCGGGGUCGCUUCUUAGGGUUUUGGCUCGAAACUUCGACGUUCUCGCUGGGCCCUUGGUUACAUUUGUGUAUCCUCUGUUUGCUUCAGUCAAAGCAAUAGAAAGUAAAUCACCUGUAGAUGAUCAGCAGUGGCUUACUUACUGGGUGUUGCAUUCUUUACUUACACUAUUUGAGCUGACUUUUGGAAGUAUUAUUGAGUGGGUUCCAAUUUGGACUUAUGCAAAGUUGAUGUUUAAUUGCUGGCUUGUCUUACCAUACUUCAAUGGUGCUUCAUAUGUUUAUGAGCAUUUUGUGAGGCCAAUGGUGAUGAAUCAACAAACAGUGAAAAUUUGGUAUGUUCCUAGGAAAAAAGGUAUCUUCAGUAAACCAGAUGAUGUUCUUUUAGCAGCAGAGAAAUUUCUUGAAGAAAAUGGACCUGAUGCAUUUCAAAAACUUCUGAACAAGGCUAAAAAUCCAUCAAAACCCACAAAGAACGACAAGCACGUGACGUUUGAAGUGGAUGAGAAUAAAAAGGAAUCCAAGUCUUGGAAGAACCUUAGACGUGUUAGAUUUUCCAAAGGGGAUGCUGAUAAAAAACCAAAAUCUUCACAUGGCGAUAGGUUUGUAACUGUGGAUGAGGUGAAGGUAGAACGUGAAUCAAGGACAUCAGCCAACAAGGUAGAUGCUGAAAGGGAGACAAAGUCCACAAAUGAUUCCUCAAAUAGUGGACCUGCAACUUAUGAUGAAAUAUAUGUCCAAUCGGAAUCAAACACAUGGAUGAAUAGCAGUUUUAUGAUUUUCGACGAUGAUAGAAGAUAUUGGAGCUAAACUAUUAGUACUCUAAUUUAGUGAUCAGGCCUGAUAACUCCGCGUACCUUCAGUGGGGGAUUUCACUUAAAAGUUUGCUUUGGGUCUUAAUCUUUUCAGUUCUGUAUAUAUACUGAAGUAGUAUCUAGGAAGCUUGUGCAAUGUAAGGAAGAUAAAAAUCAUAAUAUCUAUCACAUCAGUGUAAUUUAUAGGUUCAAUUAUGUUACAUGGUGUGUGAUGGUGUGUUAUAUUAUGAUAGAAAUGCAGUUGUUUUAAGCUUUUGAAAUA
Messenger RNA from Zingiber officinale, 1301 nucleotides. RefSeq names its product HVA22-like protein a. The transcript is spliced from 6 exons. The record is from RefSeq and is a predicted model, not a curated record. NCBI's taxonomy places the organism in Eukaryota, Viridiplantae, Streptophyta, Magnoliopsida, Zingiberales, Zingiberaceae. The coding region runs from base 222 to 1034 and encodes 270 amino acids.